AUGGGCGGCCUACUCGACAAGCCUUUGAAAGAGAAGCGGAUUGACACGGGAGGCGAUGAGCGGAUGGAAUGGGUAGCAGCAGAUAUGCAGGGCUGGAGACCAGAUAUGGAGGACGAGCACAUCGCAAGCUCUAACGUCGGAGAAGAGUUUGCAGGCUGUGGCGUUUACUGUGUUUUCGAUGGCCACGGUGGCAAGGCUGUCUCAAAGUUUUGCAAGCAGCAAUUCAUGCCUGAGCUCAUCCAGACCACGGCAAGCAUGGGGCGGUCCAAGUUCGGCAAGAACAAGAACAAGAAGCGCCAUUGCGGCGUCCAUCUGGAAGCGUCAGAUUUGGAAGAAAUCCUCAAGGCCUCGUUUCACAGAAUGGACGAUCAACUGCGCGAGCCAGCCAAUGCGAAGGUGCUGGCACGUUUUAUGGGCAAAGUUCCGACGGGCGCCAUCCAGGAGUUGGAGAAGAAGAUCGCUAACAUGCACCAGCGCUCUCAGACUCCCGCAUUGCAGUUGGAGCGGCCAGAAGUCGUUUCGCAACAGACAGGAAAACUGUUGGACGGAGAGCACAGUGAAAUGAAGGAGUCGUUCAUCAAGUUGCAGAAACUCAAGCAGGCAGAGAAGGGUGAUGAGUUUGUUCCGGAUACAGUGGGCUGCACGGCCGUGUGCGUCGUGGUUCGCAAGCAGGAUGUGAUAACAGCAAACGCCGGGGACAGCCGUGCAGUGAUGUGCCGGGCUGGGAAAGCACUGGAGCUUUCCUACGACCACAAGCCUGCAUCUGAGACCGAAAAGAGCCGGAUCGAGGCCGCAGGCGGCACCGUGGAGGACAGUCAAGGUGUUCCCCGCGUGAACGGAAAUUUGAAUCUCAGCCGUGCCAUUGGCGAUCUGGAGUACAAGAAGCGAACCGACCUGCCUCCGCAGGAGCAAGUGAUAUGCUCCACCCCGGAUGUGGUGGUUCGCGACUUGACGGCGGAAGAUGAGUUCAUCGUUCUGGCAUGCGACGGCAUUUGGGAUGUCAUGUCCAACCAGGACAUUUGCGACUUUGUGAGGCCAAGGCUCGAAAAAGGCUUGGAGCUAAAGGCCAUCGCAGAGGAGCUAUUGGAGCAUUGUUGUUCCGAGGACCCGAGCAAGACCCAGGGACUUGGCACGGACAACAUGACCGUGGUUAUUGUGAAGCUGAAGGAGUCUUCCUCAUGGAACCCUCCGGCUGCGUAG
Molecule: messenger RNA, 1200 nt
Organism: Symbiodinium sp. CCMP2456
Lineage: Eukaryota; Dinophyceae; Suessiales; Symbiodiniaceae
Source: the annotation of a GenBank genome assembly